CUAACGUGGCGAAAUAUUCAAAGAGACAGCCUCUUAGACUAUCCAGCUCAUCAGCAUUUUGCACACAACAGACGACACCCUCCUCUCUAUGCUUUCUUUUCCUUCCUUAUUACGCGCCUAACUCAAUCCUCUCUGUUUUUGGGUUUUUUGGUCUUCCCUUCUUCUUUCUCUCUGUUAGGUUUUAUUUUACUUUCUUUUGGGUUUUUUUUUUGUUUUUCUAAAUAAUUUUUAAAAAAGGCUAUGUCGAAGAAGAGGAAAUCCGAAGCUACGUGUCUGGAUGAGGUGGUUCGGAGCAUGUACGCCACCUUCUGCAGCGCGGCUAACUCGCUUUCGCUGCUUUACUCGCAGGCCAUGAACUACCAGCGCCUCUCUUUCCAGGCCGGUGAACGUGACGCGACGGAGAAACUUUUUCAAUGGAUUUUGAGGCAGCAAGAAGAAGGAUCAAGGGUGAAAACAGCUGAUAUAGUUGCUUAUUUGCAGAAUGAGCUUGAAUAUGGAGCAGAGGAGUCUCCAAUGUCUCCCAGGCUGCCAUUUCAGCAGCAGCACCCUCAAACUGCAACCCAUCUCAAUACUUCAAAUUCUCCUUUCUCUUCUACUCCGAUUUCACCGGCAACAAUUGCACAAGGAGUUUGUUCUGGGGAUUACCAAGCAAAGAACUCAGCUAUGGCUUUUACACUCUCCAGCCCUGUUCGGCGGAGUCUUCAGCACUACCACUUAGUUCAGGGUGGUCACCAUUCAAAUAACGUUGUGUCUUCUGGCAAUGGACCUGGAAUUAAUGAGACCAAUUACGCUCACCAACAAAAUAGGGAAGCCAAUUCCCCAAGCGCAAACGAUUGCAUGGACAUGCAUGCUGAGACUCCGGGCAAUGUUUUUCCUUUCUGAAAUUUCUCGCUAGUCAUUUAUUUUUUUAUUGUUGCUAAUUUUUUGGUAAAAUUUCUUGUAAGGUUGGGAAUCUCAAAAUUCCAUGCAAAAUGUAAUGCAUGUUCAAUUUUAAUAUAUUAUUAUAUUCAUGUAAUAGUGGUUUGCCUAGCUGGGGUAGACUUGUAGCGAGCCCAACCUAGCAAGAAACAACCGUUGAAAGGUUCAGAGAAUAGCGUGUUAGGUUUACUAACUUCGAUAACCUUGCGUUUCCGGCAAACCAGGUUGCCGAUGAGCAAGGUAAAGUUGUAAAAUACGAAAACAAUUAAAAAUCCUUUAUAUUUGUUUUAGGCAUCCAUUACUUCGCAAGGCCGAAACUGCAAGCAGCAGCUCAUCUUUCCUUUCUUUUUUCGUUUAUAAUAAUAUCAUUUUGAAAUUUUCCCUGAUAGGCCAAUUUUAUUA
Molecule: messenger RNA, 1320 nt
Organism: Durio zibethinus
Lineage: Eukaryota; Viridiplantae; Streptophyta; Magnoliopsida; Malvales; Malvaceae
Source: RefSeq, a predicted model, not a curated record